Messenger RNA from Herpailurus yagouaroundi (jaguarundi), 463 nucleotides. RefSeq names its product N-acetyltransferase 8 like (gene ASPNAT). The record is from RefSeq and is a predicted model, not a curated record. NCBI's taxonomy places the organism in Eukaryota, Metazoa, Chordata, Mammalia, Carnivora, Felidae. Bases 38 to 448 code for a protein of 136 amino acids. Gene Ontology annotation, cellular component: mitochondrial membrane. Gene Ontology annotation, molecular function: L-aspartate N-acetyltransferase activity. The transcript is spliced from 2 exons.
GCAGGAGGCGGCGCGCCGCAUCUUCUACGACGGCAUCAUGGAGCGCAUCCCCAACACGGCCUUCCGCGGCCUGCGGCAGCACCCGCGCACGCAGCUGCUCUACGCCCUGCUGGCCGUGCUGUGUUUUGCCCUGACCCGCUCACUGCUGCUGACGUGCCUGGUGCCGGCGGGGCUGCUGGGCCUGCGUUACUACUACAGCCGGAAGGUGGUCCUUGCCUACCUGGACUGCGCUCUGCACACGGACAUGGCCGACAUCGAGCAGUACUACAUGAAGCCCCCCGGUGAGUCGCGUGUCUCCGGCCCCUUCCUCGCCCCUCCCACCGCCCCUCCUUCCGUUAGGGCCACCCUCACGCCGCCAGCCAGCCGCCCCGGGGACUGGCCUGGGGGGACAGACCGGGCCUGGGCGGGCCUGGGCUGGCGCACCCGGGGCCCUGAGUCUUCUGAGUGAGGGCUCUGGCGGGGG